Molecule: messenger RNA, 3691 nt
Organism: Rhinopithecus roxellana (golden snub-nosed monkey)
Lineage: Eukaryota; Metazoa; Chordata; Mammalia; Primates; Cercopithecidae
Gene: SLC6A7
Product: solute carrier family 6 member 7
Exons: 14
Coding region: 364-2274 (636 amino acids)
Biological process (GO): sodium ion transmembrane transport
Cellular component (GO): membrane
Molecular function (GO): L-proline transmembrane transporter activity
Source: RefSeq, a predicted model, not a curated record
AGGAAGCUGAGGGUUUCCGUCGCUAACUCCCCUCCCCACUUGCUCAGGGCCCUCCAAUCCGCAGCUCUGCGUGCGGGGGCGCGCGCAUCCCCCCGCCGUCCGUCCGUCAGUUGUCUGUCUGGGUGUUACGCGGGCGCAGCCGUGCACCUUUCCCCAGCCUCAGGCGCUGCGCAGGGACAGACAAGGCGUUCACAGCGUCCUGACCGCGCUCCACGCCCGCAGCCGCCAGACGGCAUCGCUUGCGUCCGUGCCCGCCCCAGCCGGUGAGCGGGAGCCGCGGGGGCAAAGGCGCAGCGGACCAUCUCUCGUGCCCUCGAUCUCUGCGCUCCGGAGCAGCUGAGCCCCGGCCACCCGCCUUCGAAGAUGAAGAAGCUCCAGGGAGCUCACCUCCGCAAGCCUAUCACCCCAGACCUGCUGAUGACCCCCAGUGACCAGGGCGAUGUUGACCUGGAUGUGGACUUUGCUGCAGACAGGGGCAACUGGACAGGAAAGCUGGACUUCCUGCUGUCCUGCAUUGGCUACUGUGUAGGCCUGGGGAAUGUCUGGCGUUUCCCCUAUCGAGCCUACACCAACGGAGGAGGCGCCUUCCUCGUGCCCUACUUCCUCAUGCUGGCCAUCUGUGGCAUCCCCCUCUUCUUCCUGGAGCUCUCCCUGGGCCAGUUCUCCAGCCUAGGGCCGCUGGCUGUCUGGAAAAUCAGCCCCCUCUUCAAAGGCGCCGGCGCAGCCAUGCUGCUCAUCGUGGGCCUGGUGGCCAUCUACUACAACAUGAUCAUCGCCUACGUGCUCUUCUACCUCUUCGCCUCCCUCACCAGCGACCUACCCUGGGAGCACUGUGGCAAUUGGUGGAACACAGAACUCUGCCUGGAGCACAGAGGCUCCAAGGACGGCAACGGGGCCCUGCCCCUCAACCUCACCUGCACCGUCAGCCCCAGCGAGGAGUACUGGAGCCGCUACGUCCUCCACAUCCAAGGCAGCCAGGGCAUCGGCAGCCCUGGGGAGAUCCGCUGGAACCUCUGCCUCUGCCUGCUGCUGGCCUGGGUCAUCGUGUUCCUCUGUAUUCUCAAGGGUGUGAAGUCUUCUGGCAAGGUGGUGUAUUUCACGGCCACGUUCCCCUACCUCAUCCUGCUCAUGCUGCUGGUCCGCGGAGUCACCCUCCCAGGGGCCUGGAAGGGCAUCCAGUUCUAUCUCACCCCCCAGUUCCACCACCUGUUGUCUUCCAAGGUGUGGAUUGAAGCUGCUCUUCAGAUCUUCUAUUCCCUGGGUGUGGGCUUCGGAGGGCUCCUCACCUUUGCCUCCUACAACACAUUUCACCAGAACAUCUAUAGAGACACUUUCAUCGUCACUCUGGGCAACGCCAUCACCAGCAUCCUGGCUGGCUUUGCCAUCUUCUCCGUGCUGGGCUACAUGUCUCAGGAGCUGGGCGUGCCUGUGGACCAAGUAGCCAAAGCAGGCCCUGGCCUGGCCUUUGUCGUCUACCCACAGGCCAUGACCAUGCUGCCUCUGUCGCCCUUCUGGUCCUUUCUCUUCUUCUUCAUGCUUCUGACUCUCGGCCUGGACAGCCAGUUUGCUUUUCUGGAGACCAUUGUGACAGCUGUGACGGAUGAGUUCCCAUACUACCUGCGGCCCAAGAAGGUGGUGUUCUCAGGGCUCAUCUGCGUGGCCAUGUACCUGAUGGGGCUGAUCCUCACCACCGAUGGGGGCAUGUACUGGCUGGUCCUUCUGGAUGACUACAGCGCCAGCUUUGGGCUGAUGGUGGUGGUGAUCACCACAUGCCUUGCCGUGACACGGGUGUAUGGCAUUCAAAGGUUCUGCCGAGACAUCCACAUGAUGCUGGGCUUCAAGCCGGGCCUCUACUUCAGGGCCUGCUGGCUGUUCCUGUCCCCAGCCACGCUCUUGGCCCUGCUGGUGUAUAGCAUUGUCAAGUACCAGCCCUCAGAGUAUGGCAGCUACCGCUUCCCACCCUGGGCUGAGCUGCUGGGCAUCCUGAUGGGCCUGCUGUCCUGCCUCAUGAUCCCAGCUGGCAUGCUGGUGGCUGUGCUUCGAGAAGAGGGCUCAUUCUGGGAGCGGCUCCAACAGGCCAGCCGGCCGGCCAUGGACUGGGGACCAUCCCUGGAGGAGAACCGGACGGGCAUGUAUGUGGCCACGCUGGCUGGGAGCCAAUCACCAAAGCCACUGAUGGUGCACAUGCGCAAGUACGGGGGCAUCACCAGCUUCGAGAACACGGCCAUUGAGGUGGACCGUGAGAUUGCAGAGGAGGAGGAGUCGAUGAUGUGAGGCAGGAGGCAGGUGGGCCUCACAGUCCCUUCUUAGAAGCCUGCAAAGGUCAGCUGUGCUCUCUGGGAUUCUGAGAGGCUAUGGGGGGCUGCCAUAAAGAUGCCAGUCCCCCAGUGGGGGUCCCUCUUGCAGCCUCUGCCUCUCCUGAAACCUCUGACAACCCCUACGCACACAGGCAUACUCAGACCCACUCAAAGCUGAGAAUGAUCCAACUCAGCCCUAUUUUGCAGAUGGACAUAUUGAGGCCAGGAGGGGAGGGACUUGCCCUAGGUCUCAUGGCAGAGGGGACUUGACCUCAAACCUCCUGACCAGUCAGCUCCCUUUCCCAUGGGGCAGCCGGCACCACCUUCUCAUCUCUAUUCAGGGCCUACACCCCUCCCUGUUUAGGGGGAGCCUGUCCCCAUGCACCUCAGCACAACCAGAAUCUGGAGCUGGGCAGGGAGGGUCAGGGCCACAGAGGCUCUUGAGGCUCCGAGGCCCUGGGGAUCAAGGGUCAAUUAGCUCCUUGGGAAGAAAGAUCCCUGGGGGCUCCUGUGUGCAGGACUCCUGAAGGAGGUGGGAGCUGAGGGCCCUGGAGGAUGGGGAAGUUUGCAGAGAGAGGAAGAAGAGGGCAAGGUCGGGAGGAGCUCUGGGCCAGAGGAUGCUGAGCUGCCUGGGCAGAGACCAAGAGGGUUGGAGACAUUGAUUUUACCAGGUUACAGGAGGGUUCAAGACAGAAGGAAAACUAACAGAGGGGAGUCAGGGAUGAUGGGGUGGGCAGGGGAUUUGCAUGAAGAAUAUCAAUCUGGGUCUGUGCAGGGUGGAUUGGAGGGGACAGGGUGGAGUGGGGAGGUCUGUGCAAAGUGGGAAAGGGGUGCCAGUGGCCUGAGCCAGGGCGCUGGGGCUGCGGGUGGGGACAGGAGGCCCCAGCACUUCAGAGAAAGGCCACCCCUUCACCCACUGGACCCCAAGCCGCACAAGCUGGGGAGGUAGGAAGGGUCACUGUGAGGGCCCAGGGCCCCUCUCUUCCCAUCUCUCUUGUCCUGGUGGCCUGCAGUGUCUCCUCCAGUUCAGGAGCUGCUAGGAAGCUGGCCUUGGUUGCUGGUGACAGGGCAACCAUGAGACUAGGAGGUGGCCCACACACAUGGCUGGCUGGUCCCGAGGUCACCCACUCUGCUCCAGGACAUGGGCCCUGGGCCCAGUGUAGGGGUAGAGGCAGAGGGCAGAGGGUAGCCCUUGGUACUGUGGGUCCCUCAGAGAGGAGGGUGGGGUGCAGAAAUGCCUCAGCAUGGCUUAUGCACACAGCAUUCUCCCGUGGGGCAGGGCUCCCUCGUGCAACUGUGGCCAGCCUCUAUGCCUGUCUCUCGCUGUGUCUCCCCAUCUCCUUGUGUUCUGUUGGUUUAUUGUUAAUAAAUAUCAAAUGAGGUCAUGCUCCUUA